This is a messenger RNA of Fusarium redolens, 2054 nucleotides long. RefSeq lists its product as uncharacterized. NCBI's taxonomy places the organism in Eukaryota, Fungi, Ascomycota, Sordariomycetes, Hypocreales, Nectriaceae. The record is from RefSeq and is a predicted model, not a curated record. The transcript is spliced from 3 exons. Bases 123 to 1820 code for a protein of 565 amino acids.
AAGAUCACGAAAAUCUCUCAGAUAGACCAAAACAUAACAAGCACAUUGAUUGAACCCUAUUUCUAGCAAAACCAUUGACAAGAAUAAUUUGUCCUAGUUCUCGGCAUGACACACCUGUCACCAUGGAUCAGGGGGUAGUGAGAGUCCUCAAUGGCGGAUGGAUGGAUGGGCUUACGCGAGAUGCCGUGACGCGACCCGAUACGAGCACGAUCCUACGCGAGACUCUCUACGAACCAUGGGACCUCUUUACUAGACUCGAUAAAGAAGACGCCACCUCGGCCGAGCCCGUGACUUUGCUACACGACGUUUGUUCUGGGCACGACUCUUCAGAAAAGAACUGCUCAGUCGUAUGCACAAGUUCAGAUGAUCUAUUCUCCUCUUGGAAGACUCUGUGGCAAUGCCUCUCCCUGACGUCGUUAACUCUCGCAAACUCGACGUUCUCUACACUUGAUCAACACCAUAGUGGGGUUGGAAAUGGAACCUCAAGGGAACAGAUCAUGAGUGCCUUGUCAUCUUUUGGCAUUACCAAUGGGACCGAUUUUGAUGGGAAUACGGUUCUCAAUCUCACAUAUGAGUGUGCGGCUGCGAGCUGUCGCGAUACAAGUAUGGGAGAGUGCUCUAUUGGCCAACUUGGCCCUGGUUACUUUGAGAGUGAGACUAUCCAGUGGAUCAAAGUGUACGAGGCUCUUGAGCCGUUAUGCGGUGGACUAGAAAGCGAUUUCAAUAUCGAUAUUGCUGGGCCUGGAGUACUAAUAACAUACAUCACCCAAACAGCCAUGGUAGUCUUCGCUUGGUUAUUCUUCCUACUACUAAAAGUCAACAAGUUCAUCAACACUUCAGCCUCGAUCUUCACUCACCUCUUCCGCAAAAGAAACCCAGGACCCAAUCUCUUGACCCAUCGUGUAUCAGGUCUUGAACGGCUUGAGCGCACGAAUCUUGCGCAUGCGACGAGCACCUUUCUCGCAGAGCUUCACGAAGCACAAUGCUUCUUCGUUGUCGCCAUCGAGAUAGCCCUGAUAAAUGCGAGUUCACGAUCAGCUAUCUUCACUGGCGCAGAGAACUGGCAGAGUCUUCUUUGGAACCGUGAUAGCAUCCAGUUCUUGGCAGGUAUGGGAGCUUGGCCUAUCAUUUUGGGUCAGAUCUCCCUCCGAAGAGCUGAGCUAGACUCGAUAUACUACCUGCUUCUGUCAACGCUUGCUUUGGUACUCGCUGGUGUUGCAGCUGAUACAGCUGCGAAUCCGGAUCCUGAUCGGAUAUACAAGAUAUUUCAAGGGCAGAAUACACUUGAAGAAUGCGGCGGCCAUCCUUCACUUCGAACCUUCUGCGUGGAAGAGCGAGAGAGUAUAUACUGGUAUGUAUUUCCGGCGGCAAGUAUAUACGCGUUCCUUGGAUUACUUACUAUCCUAUGGUGGGCUAAGAUAUGGAGUCUGUGCAACUCCCCAGCAUGGUUCCUCCGAAAGCACAAGUCGCUAUCGAAACGACAACUUGAGACAUGGGAAUGGAUCAAAUGUGUCGUUAUAAAAGCCUCUCUACUCGCAAUCCACAUUGCUGAAGCUGGUGCUCUUGCUUGCAUAUGCUUUGGUCUCGCAGUAAUUCGUGCACCGCUGCUGAAUCUGCUGCUACGAGGCGAGACGGGGACUUGGAGCGUUGGACAACUUGUGGCUGUGUUGAUUUGGGCACCGGUGAUAGCGAAAUAUGCUCAUCUGGCUAUUCUCGGCGUUGAGAAGGGUUUCAGACCUCGCUUAUCUAAAGCUUUUGAGAUUGUGAAGAGGUCGGACACAAGAUCUGGAAGUGAUAAUGAGGCAAUAUCUUUGAACUGAGCAAGUAUACAUGACUUUUCUACGUUCUCGAUUUGGGUAAUUAUGUCGAUCACUUCAAUAGCCGACUUCGUCCAGUAAACUAUAAUUCACCAAUGCAGGGGUAAUAGUUUGGUUUGUUCUGGUCACAUCAGAGGUUGGCAUAGGCCUCUGACUUCACUGGGGUAGAUUGCUUUGCCCUCGGUCAGUCCUUACCUGUCAGCUCUAAGUAAUUACAGGAUCACGUCAAAGUAAAAG